This is a messenger RNA of Columba livia (rock pigeon), 1703 nucleotides long. It is a transcript of the gene HMOX2, whose product is annotated as heme oxygenase 2. The coding region runs from base 110 to 1045 and encodes 311 amino acids. The transcript has 6 exons. Lineage: Eukaryota; Metazoa; Chordata; Aves; Columbiformes; Columbidae. Gene Ontology annotation, molecular function: heme oxygenase (decyclizing) activity; heme binding. The record is from RefSeq and is a predicted model, not a curated record. Gene Ontology annotation, biological process: response to oxidative stress; heme catabolic process; heme oxidation.
CUGUAACGUAACCCUCACGUCAAUAAACCCAGGGCGGUCGGACUGGGCCUUUGUCUCGCGCCGCUGGGCAGAGGGCGGCGGAUUGUCUUAUUUCCAGCACUGACCACCAAUGCCAUCAGCUAUGGAGGGCUCGGAGGGAGGAGAAGGGGAAAUCAUGCGCUAUGAAGAAACAGAAGAUGACAGUGUCAGUCCCACCGACCUGUCAGAGCUGCUGAAGGAGGGGACAAAGGAAUCUCAUGACCGCGCGGAGAACACUCAGUUUGUCAAAGACUUCCUGAAAGGACGGAUCAAGAAGGAGCUCUUCAAGCUGGCCACCGCGGCACUUUACUUCACGUACUCGGCUCUGGAAGAGGAAAUGGAUCGCAACAAGGACAACCCAGUCUUUGCUCCUCUGUAUUUCCCCUUAGAGCUUCACCGGAGAGAAGCAUUAAUCAAAGACCUGAAAUAUUUCUACGGAGAAGACUGGGAAGAGAAGAUCCAGUGUUCAGAGGCAACUCAGCACUAUGUGGACAGAAUUCAUCACGUGGGACAGCAUGAGCCAGAGCUGCUAGUGGCUCAUGCUUACACACGCUAUAUGGGAGACCUCUCAGGUGGGCAAGUGCUGAAGAAGGUAGCCCAGAGGGCCCUGAAGUUGCCCAGUACUGAGGAAGGGAUCCAAUUCUACGUGUUUGACAACAUUUCCAAUGCGCAGCAGUUCAAGCAGCUUUACAGAGCAAGGAUGAAUGCUCUGGACUUGGACAAGAACACGAAGGAAAGGAUUGUGGAAGAGGCCAACCGAGCCUUCAAGUUCAACAUGCAGGUAUUUGAUGAACUGGACGAGACUGGCAAGUCGCUAACAGAAGAAGCCCAGGAUGGAGGCUUUCCAGUCCAUGAUGGAAAAGGAGACCUACGCAAAUGCCCUUACUAUGCAGACAAACUAGGCAAGGCAGGACCCAGCUGCCCCUGGCAUGCUGCCGUAGCCCUGGCGAAGCAGCCCCUGGUGCAGCUGAUCCUGGCGGCCUGUGUCGCUGUGGCCGCAGGAGCUGCAGCGUGGUACGUCAUGUGAGGGCGAGAGCGGCGCGUGGCUCUGAGCAGCGGCGAGCGGAGAGACGCGCCUUGUCCUUCUGUGGACUGGUUCCUUGCUCUUGGUGGUGAGUUGACUGCGCAGUGGAAGAAAUUAAACAGGAAUGCUGCGGGACUGGUAAAGACUCUUUGCACACGAAUAAUGGAAACACUGUAAUAGAAUAUCUCUAGCUGACUAGUGUACAGGACUGAUCCAGUUUGAGGAUUCUGGUUUGGUGCUGUUCUACCCAGGCCAGGGCAGAUUUAAGGCCAGAGAUGUCCUGUACCAGCAAAGGCUUUGCCUGCUUGGCUUUCCAUCUCCUUCCCGGAACAGUCACUGGAGGGAGUCUGCUGCCCUGGGCUGCAACCUGAGAAUGUGUCAUCAGUCUUUUCAGUGAAGAGCACUUCAUUUCCUAUCCUGAGAAACCAUUUUGGCCGUGCCACAGCAGCUGUGCUAUGGGGCCGUUAGCUCAAAGCAGGGUCCUGCUUGGUGUGGUGGCCUGGGGACCAGGUCUGACUCUGUUGGAAGCUCCCUGGAGGUGGGGACAGGACCAGGUGUGGUGGGGGGGCUGAAGGUGACAAAUGUGUAUUGUGCAGCAUUGGGGUUGUGGGCUGGGUUUCUUUCUGAAGCCUUGACUGGAAUAAAAAGUUGCAAUGCUGUA